UUGGGGCGAAUUUUUAGAAAGGCGGUGGCAUGGUACGCUUGGUCUGCUUUGGCGCCGGCGAGGAUGGAUGGGUGCGUCGGGCGACCUGCCCGCAUGGCGUCGCGCUGGCGCCGACCAGCGCCGGCUGGACACUGCUCGUGCCAUCGACCGUGCCACCUCUGUGCCACGUCGACGCAUGCACCAAUGGCUGCGAUCCAACCAACCCAGCGUCGUGGCCUCGACCGGCUCGCAGUGUGGCUUGCGCGCAGAGGCCAGAUAGCGCCAUCACGCUUGCCGCCGCCACCGACGGUACCAUCGUGGGUAUCAUGCCAACAACGUCUUCUAUCCUGCGCCAGCUGGCUGCGACCGACGCGCCGCUGUCGUCGUCGCCCGUGGUGCUGGUCGCCGUUGCCGUCGUCGCCGUCACGAUCCUCGCCGUCGUCGCGGUUGUCGGGUCUCGCUGCGACCGGCGGCCGUGCCGGAAGCCCCGGCCCGACGUCGUCGUCGUCGUCGUCGGGUCGCCGACGGCGCCUGCCUCGUGGUUCCACUUGUACCAAAACGACACUGGGUUGCCGCAUUCAAUUCUCACGGACGACGACUGCACGACCAUGAUCCUGCGCUCGAGCCGCCCGUCGCCCAAAGACCACAUGGGCCCUGGGAGCUAUGCCAUGGACGAGCAGUCGAUCUCGGACGUCUCGAUCGCGUCCGUGCACGGCUGGCAGACGCCGGACGGCAGCAGCAACAGCUACGCGACCGUCGACGCCUCGUUCCUCUCGCUGUCGCACGCGCUCGACGACGAGUAUGACGACGACGCUCGCGCCAGUCGCUUAAGCGAACGAUAA
Messenger RNA from Saprolegnia parasitica CBS 223.65, 821 nucleotides. RefSeq lists its product as hypothetical. The transcript has a single exon. The record is from RefSeq and is a predicted model, not a curated record. Bases 30 to 821 code for a protein of 263 amino acids. Lineage: Eukaryota; Oomycota; Saprolegniomycetes; Saprolegniales; Saprolegniaceae.